GAAGUGAGUGCCGAUCCGCACAGCUAACUUGACCACGGUGACCAUGGCGACAGCCAUCAAGCUCACUCUCAUCUCCUUGGUGAUCUGUGCCUGCAGUGUGGGGACUGAAGCAAAGUAUAGCCAGGGAUGUGAAGACCAAUACGUCUCCCUCAACUGUGGUUCAGAUGUGAUUGAUGUGCAGAUGGCCAGUUACGGCCGCACGGACAGGAUCACCUGCUCUGAUGGACGCCCAUGCUACCAGCUGACCAACACCAGCUGCUCCGCACCCAGCUCCCUCUCAGAAGUGAAGAAACGGUGUGAUGGCCGGAGGUCCUGCACAGUGAAGGCUUCAUCACUCAUCUUCUCAGAUCCGUGCGCCGGCAUCUACAAGUACCUGGAAGUCCUCUACCGCUGUGCGCCUCCAGGGGAAAGAUCCAGCCAGACAUGUGAAGGUGGUGAAGGACGACUGGAAUGCGCAGGUUCAGACGUAAUCCAAAUCAAUGAAGCCAAUUAUGGCCGGACUGAUACGACCACCUGCUCCUCUGGCCGACCUGCACGUCAGCUCAGCAAUACCUCCUGUUCUGCUCCCUCUACACUCCCCGUAAUAAGGGAAAGAUGUGAAGGCAGAGGGUCAUGUGCAGUGCAAGCCUCCAAUCUGAUCUUCUCUAAUCCAUGCCCUGGUAUCCACAAGUACCUGAACGUCUCCUACAGCUGUGUUCCUCCAGAGUCCAGCCAGACAUGUGAAGGUCAUCACAGCAGGCUGGAAUGUGGUUCAAAGGUCAUUCAGAUACAAGCUGCCAACUACGGACGGACAGACGGAACUACAUGUGCAGAUGGACUAAGUCCAAGUCAGGUCAACAACACCAACUGCCGCUCAGAAAACACGCUCUCUGAAAUGAGGGACAUUUGUGACGGGAGGACAUCGUGUGUGCUGAGGGCUUCUGGCAGUGUCUUCUCUGAUCCGUGCCCUGAGACCAGCAAGUACCUCAACAUCUCCUACAGCUGCGUCCCACCCAAGUCCAGCCAGACAUGUGAAGGCCAACCAAGCAGGCUGGAAUGUGGUUCAAAGGUCAUUCAGAUACAAGCGGCCAACUACGGGCGGACAGACGGAACUACAUGUGCAGAUGGACUAAGUCCUAGUCAGGUCAACAACACCAACUGCCGCUCAGAAGACACGCUCUUUGAAAUGAGGGAACUAUGCCAGGGGAAGAGCUCAUGUGUGGUGAACGCUGCAAAUGCAGAGCUCUCCAACCCGUGCCCUGCUACCCACAAGUACCUCAACAUCUCCUACAGCUGUACCUCCUUUUCUAAACAGACAUGUGAAGGAAGGACGGCACGUUCAAUGACGAUCACCUGUGGUUCAAACCGUUUUAUCAAGAUCCACUGGGCCAAUUAUGGACGCACAGACGCAACGAUCUGCCCUCACAGACACAUCUCAAACACCACCUGUUACUCACCAAAAUCACUGUCUGUUGUCAGAGAGAGAUGUGAAGGGAGGGUACAGUGCACCAUUAUAGUGUCCAACGCGUUCUUCUCCAACCCCUGCCCUGGAACUCACAAAUACCUGGACGUCACCUACAGCUGUGUUCCUCCUAUAUCCAGCCAGACGUGUGAGGGUAACAGCACCACCCUGGACUGCGGCCCAGAUGUGAUAUUCAUCCACACAGCUAACUACGGACGCACAGACACACACAUCUGCUCUGCUGGACAGUCUGCUGAAGCGGUCAGCAAUACCAACUGCAGGACCUCCAGAACCCGAACUGAACUCCAACAAGAGUGCGAUGGACAACAUAGCUGUGAGGUGACAGCAUCAAGUUCCACCUUCUUCGACAACUGUGAGGACACCUAUAAGUACCUGGAUCUCUCCUACACCUGCAAGGCUCCCAGCUCUUCCUAAAGCUGGAUCUCUCCUACAGCUGCAAGGCUCCCAACUCUUCCUAAAGCUGGAUAUCUCCUACACCUGCAAGGCUCCCAGCUCUUCCUAAAGCUGGAUAUCUCCUUCAGCUGCAAGGCUCCCAACUCUUCCUAAAGCUGGAUAUCUCCUUCACCUGCAAGGCUCCCAACUCUCCCUAAAGCUGGAUCUCUCCUUCACCUGCAAGGAUCCCAGCUCUUCCUAAAGCUCUUCCAGGCCAAUUCUGCUGAUUGCUCAACACCGCUGUACCAAUCAUGAUGGGAAUUCAGUUUAUUUUCUCCUCUGAAUCAGAUACCCGUUGCUUAGAUAUGCAUUUCAUUCAGUUUGAUUGUUUUGUCAUUCAUUUUAGUAGGAUUGAAUCAGAUACCCUUUGAAUAUAUGUUAUUUGACUCUGUCUGAUUUUUUAUUCAUUUUAGUAGGAUCAUUACGAUUCUGUGAUAGCCACACUAUUCAAUUUUAAUUCAACUUAUUUCUAUAGAAUCUUACUGGUGGAGGAGGUACUUUCUGAUUUGUAUUCCAAAUUUAAUCAUCUUUCUAAUUGAGCCCUUGACACUAAAAUCCUGUAAUCAAUCACAAAACAAAACAUGUAAUAAAGCAUUCACAAGUUA
Molecule: messenger RNA, 2499 nt
Organism: Sardina pilchardus (European sardine)
Lineage: Eukaryota; Metazoa; Chordata; Actinopteri; Clupeiformes; Clupeidae
Product: rhamnose-binding lectin-like
Exons: 20
Coding region: 44-1876 (610 amino acids)
Molecular function (GO): carbohydrate binding
Source: RefSeq, a predicted model, not a curated record